AGAAGUCAUCAAGGGAACGAUGUCGCAAAUAAUAUUCACAAUAAAUGGAAAACAGUAUACAGCUGAUGGAAAAUACGGUCCGGACAUGUCGUUAAAUGAAUACAUAAGAACAAUAGCAGAUUUAAGGGGGACCAAAGUGAUGUGUAGGGAGGGAGGGUGCGGGGCUUGCGUGGUCGCAGUUAGGGCUCCGCUGCCGCCCAGCAAUGAGUGUCUCGUGUCGGUCCUCUCCUGCCACGGCUGGGAGAUCCUCACAGCAGAGGGCAUCGGGAACAGGACCCUGGGCUACCACGAGAUACAGAGCAGGCUUGCCAACUUCAACGGCACUCAAUGUGGCUACUGCACACCUGGCUGGAUCAUGAAUAUGUACAGCCUUUACGAAUCGAAAAACAAGAAACUGACCAUGACCGAGGUAGAAAACUCAUUUGCCAGCAACAUUUGUAGAUGUACUGGAUAUAGAUCUAUCGCUGACGCUUUCAAGACAUUCGCCACAGACGUGAGUGAAGAUCUCAAAUGCAAAAUGAUUGACAUGGAAGAUUUGUCUGUUCUGAAACCCUGUGGGGUUAAAUGCAAAGAAAAAUGUGCUCAUACAAGAAACAAAAACAUUAACAGAAAUGAAGAAGUUGAAGAAGAAUGGUGUGUUUUGGCAAAAGAAAAUAACAAAAUGAUCGUAAUUGAUGGUGAAACGCAUAAAUGGUUUAAGGCUUACGCGUUAGAUGAUGUUUUUAAAGCUAUUAACGAAAAUGAUGAUUACAAACUAAUUGCAGGAAACACUGGCCAAGGAGUAUUUCACGUAACACACUAUCCUCACAAUGUCAUUGAUAUUUUCAACGUAGCUGAAAUCAAGGGUUACGAAAUAGAUGAAAACCUUAUCCUGGGGGCCGGCAUGCCUUUAUCUGAAAUGAUGGAUGUAUUCCUCAAGUUAUCGUCUGAGAAUGAAGACUUUUCAUAUCUGAAACAGUUUUACGAUCAUAUGGAUCUGGUUGCGCAUAUACCAGUCAGAAAUAUCGGAACAAUUGGAGGGAACUUGUUCAUGAAAUAUACCAACAACGAUUUUCAAUCUGAUGUCUUUCUGCUGUUCGAGACAGUCGGAGCUGCGAUCAAAAUUGCUGAAAGUGGCGAUAAAUCGAGCACUAUGUCUCUGCUGGAGUUUCUGCGUUACGAUAUGACAAAGAAAGUCAUAACUCAUGUUCUACUGCCGCCGUUAUCGCACUGUUGUUCCGUAAAGACUUAUAAGAUAAUGCCUCGAUCACAAAACGCUCAUGCGGUUGUCAACGCUGGUGUAAUGUUCAAAUUCAAACGCGAUCCUAACUUAUUGGAAAAAGCUUCUAUAGUCUACGGCAGCAUAUCACCAAAAUUUGUACACGCCUUUAAAACUGAGGCGGCGUUGGUCGGUAAAGAUCCGUAUACUGAAGAGAAUUUACAAUUGGCUUUGAGAACUUUGAAGAGGGAAAUAAUGGCAGAAGAGGCUCCCCCGGAACCGUCAGCUGAGUAUAGGAAAAUGUUGGCAUUGGCUUUGUAUUACAAGGCCAUCUUAAGUUUUUGUCCUAAUGAUAGGUUAAACCCAAAAUAUCGUUCAGGAGGCGAGGUCAUCAAACGAAACACUUCAAAAGGAACACAGGUUUUUGACACUGACAAAUCUAUCUGGCCUCUUAACCAACCAGUGCCCAAACUGGAAGCUCUAGUGCAGUGCAGUGGCGAAUCAGUCUUCGCCAACGACCUUCCAACGCAGACUGGAGAAGUGUACGCGGCCUUUGUCACCGCAGACGUCAACCCUGGAAGUGUUGUUAAAGCGUUCGAUCCUGAGGAAGCUUUCAAAAUACCUGGAGUAGUUGCAUUUUAUACAGCUAAAGAUAUCCCAGGCAAAAACUCAUUUAUGGCGCCAAAUCCUCCACUAGUCACUAUGGAUGAAGAAAUCCUUUGUGAUGGAAAAGUUAAAUUUUAUGGACAACCAGUGGGAAUUAUUGUCGCUGAUAGAGAAAGAACUGCCAAUAAAGCAGCCUCUGCAGUUAAAAUAAAGUAUGCCUCAAUAAAUAGAAACAGACCACUCAUAAUGAUUGAAGAUGUUUUGAAAUCGCCACAAAGAUGCAAAAGGGUUACUGUUGAUGAAAAAGUACAACCAAAAGAUAAAGGAAAUGAUGUCAAGUGCGUUUUGUAUGGAGAUUACAAAAUUGGGACUCAAUAUCAUUAUACUAUGGAGACUCAGACCUGCGUGGUUCAACCCACAGAAGAUGGACUAGAGGUUUACUCCGCUACGCAAUGGUUGGAUUUAACCAAUGUUGCGGUUGCGCAAUGUUUGAAUGUUAACGUGAACAGCGUGAAUGUAGUCGUGCGCCGUGUCGGUGGAGGUUAUGGAUCCAAAAUAUCCCGAGCCAGCCAAGUGGCGUGUGCGGCGUCAUUGGUGACCCAUCUCUUGGGAAAGACUUGUAGAUUCGUGCUGCCUUUGGAGACCAAUGUGAAAAUAAUCGGCAAGAGACUGCCUACUUAUUGUCAGUUUGAAGUCGGUGUAAACAAAGAAGGUGAAAUACAAUACUUGAAAAACAAAUAUUACCAAGACAAUGGAUGCGCCAAGAACGAAGUCAUCACGGGGAUCACUCUGCAUCAUUUCCUCAACUGCUACGACUCUAGUCGAUGGUAUAUCGAAGCUAACAGUGUGUACACUGACACCCCGUCCAAUACUUGGUGCAGAGCUCCCUCUUCAACUGAAGGUCUAGCUAUGAUCGAGUAUAUAAUGGAAAGAAUCGCUUUCAAUUUAGGCAAAGAUCCUUUACAAGUUAGACUUUUAAAUAUGGCGAAAAAGGAUAAUCCAAUACCAGGUCUGAUAGACCAAUUGAAAUUUGAUGCUAAUUACGACGCACGAUUGCAAGAAGUGAAAGCUUUCAAUGACCGGAAUCGAUGGAGAAAACGAGCUAUAAAAUUGAUACCAAUGACUUAUGAUCUCUUCUACAUUGGCCCGUUUGCCACUCUGGUAUCAAUAUUUCAUGCUGACGGCUCCGUCAUAGUGAAUCACGGUGGUAUCGAAAUGGGUCAAGGUAUUAACACAAAAGUUGCACAAGUAACAGCGUACAAACUUGGAAUACCUUUAGAGAAAGUAAGUGUUAAGCCAACAUCGAGUUUUACGUCCCCCAAUUCAAUGGCCACAGGGGCAAGUGUUGGUAGCGAAUGUGUAUGCUAUGCAAUAACAAAAGCAUGUGAUGAAUUACUGCAGAGAUUAGAACCAAUAAAAUCUAAAAUGCGUAAUCCUACGUGGGAGCAAUUGAUAACUGAAGCGUACAAUUCCGGUGUCAAUUUACAAUCUUCACAAAUAUAUUCCACUAGUGAUGAAAAGGUCAAAACGUAUUUUAUUUAUGGAGUAGUUAUAAUGGAAGUUGAAGUAGACAUUUUGACUGGAAAUCAUGAUAUACUCAGAGUGGAUUUGCUGGAAGAUACAGGGAGAAGUCUGAGCCCACUAAUCGACGUUGGACAAAUCGAAGGUGCUUUCAUCAUGGGUCUUGGGUACUGGACCUCUGAGAACCAGAUCACCGACCUGAACACUGGUAGGAUCCUGACUGACCGUACCUGGACGUACAAGCCUCCUGGCAUCAAAGAUAUCCCUGCAGACUUCAGGGUGUACUUCAGGAGGAACUACGGGAAUCCGUAUGGCGUUUUGCAGUCUAAAGCUACUGGGGAGCCGUCGCUGUGCAUGGCCGUGGUGAUAACCCACGCUCUUCGGGAAGCAAUACGUCUGUCCCGCCUGGAUGCAGGGUAUCAGGACCAGUGGGUUGAUAUCAAAAACCCGUGCACGGUAGAAAAUAUUUUCAUGGCGGCCGGACAUAGGACAGAACAUUUUACAUUAAAAUAUCCCGGUUGCAUCCUCGCCACUCUUAAGAGGAGCCAAGGAAUGCAACUGCCGAAACAUCUAAAAAUUGCGGCGGGGUCGGGUGGCGCCGCCAUUUUCGGAAUCCUGUUCGGUUGGGUCAUUUUCCCGACCGUGUUGAAGAGCCAACUGAAAAAGGAAAUGGCCCUGACGAAGAAGACGGACGUGCGCCAGAUGUGGCAGAAGAUCCCGUUCGCCCUGGACUUCAAGGUCUACUUGUUCAACUACACCAAUGCCGAGGAGGUCCACAAGGGAGCCAUACCUAUAGUCAAGGAAAUCGGCCCAUAUUAUUUUGAGGAGUGGAAAGAGAAGGUGGAAGUAGAAGACCACGAAGAAGACGACACGAUAACGUACAAGAAGCUGGAUGUCUUCUACUUCCGACCAGAACUGUCCGGGCCGGGCCUCACGGGGGAGGAGCUCAUUGUCAUGCCGCAUGUCUUCAUGCUUGCUGUAGCCACAGUGAUCUCCCGAGACAAGCCCGCCAUGCUCAACAUGAUCGGGAAGGCCUUCAACGGGGUCUUCGACGACCCUCCAGACAUGUUCCUCCGUGUCAAAGCCAUGGACAUCCUGUUCAGAGGAGUCGUCAUCAACUGCGCCAGGACCGAGUUUGCUCCAAAAGCCUUCUGCACAGCUCUGAAGAAGGAAAACGUCGCUGGACUAACGUUUGAGCCGAAUAACCAGUUGAGGUUCUCAUUGUUUGCUGCACGAAACGGAACGGUAGAUCCUCACGUGGUCACAGUAAAACGUGGUAAGACCAACGUGAUGGACGUGGGGAAAGUGGUCGCCGUGGACGGGAAGCCGCAGCAGGAGAUCUGGAAGGACUCCUGCAAUGAGUACCAGGGUACUGACGGGACUGUCUUCCCGCCCUUCCUGACGGAGAAUGAUCGGCUGCAGUCGUUUUCUGGGGACUUGUGCAGAUCCUUUAAACCCUGGUAUCAAAAGAAGACUUCCUACCAAGGCAUCAAGACGAACCGCUACGUGGCCAACAUCGGCGACUUCGCCAACGACCCAGAACUGCAAUGUUUCUGCGACAGUCCUGACACUUGCCCUCCAAAGGGCCUCAUGGACCUCAUGAAGUGUAUGAGCGCACCUAUGUACGCUUCUCUACCACAUUUUCUGGACAGCGAUCCGGAACUUCUGAAAAAUAUAAAAGGGCUAAAUCCUGAUCCUAAUGAGCAUUCCAUUGCGAUUGAUUUUGAGCCGAUCUCGGGAACUCCAAUGGUGGCGAGGCAAAGAGUACAAUUCAACAUGCUGCUGCUGCAGAAUGAGAAACUGGAGCUGUGCAAGACAAUGCCGAAUACCAUCGCUCCACUGUUUUGGAUUGAAGAGGGCUUGGCGCUCAACAAGACCUUCGUGAAAAUGCUGAAGAACCAGCUUUUCCUCCCGAAGCGAGCUGUUGGGGUGCUGCGAUGGCUUCUGGUGGCCUUUGGGACCCUGGGCGUGAUCGGGAGCCUCAUCUUCCACUUCAAAGACCGCAUAAUGAAAUUCGCCGUAUCAUCGGGGUCUACUCCAGCCGCCAAGAUCAACCCUGAGCAAGGCAAGGACAUCAGCGUCAUCGGCCAGCCCCAGGACCCCCCCAAAGUCGACAUGUAA
Messenger RNA from Amyelois transitella, 5446 nucleotides. It is a transcript of the gene Aox2, whose product is annotated as xanthine dehydrogenase. Gene Ontology annotation, cellular component: membrane. NCBI's taxonomy places the organism in Eukaryota, Metazoa, Arthropoda, Insecta, Lepidoptera, Pyralidae. The record is from RefSeq and is a predicted model, not a curated record. The coding region runs from base 20 to 5446 and encodes 1808 amino acids. Gene Ontology annotation, molecular function: 2 iron, 2 sulfur cluster binding; iron ion binding; FAD binding. The transcript has 27 exons.